Messenger RNA from Lasiodiplodia theobromae, 1728 nucleotides. Its product is annotated as Isocitrate lyase protein. Gene Ontology annotation, molecular function: isocitrate lyase activity. Lineage: Eukaryota; Fungi; Ascomycota; Dothideomycetes; Botryosphaeriales; Botryosphaeriaceae. Gene Ontology annotation, biological process: carboxylic acid metabolic process. Bases 1 to 1728 code for a protein of 575 amino acids. The transcript has 4 exons. The record is from RefSeq and is a predicted model, not a curated record.
AUGGGCCACGAAGCUAUCAUCAACGGCACGAAGUCCAAGGAAGUAUUCGACCCACAACUCAAUCACCAAGUGUCAGAGGACGAGAGAAAGGCAAUCAUUGACAUGUACCUCGAAGACGCCGCAUUCGCUGCCGAUGUGAAGGCGACGAAAGAUUGGUGGAGCUCUCCCCGGUGGUCGUCAACGAAGCGACCAUACACGGCCGAGGAGAUUUGCUCAAAGAGAGGGAACCUCAAGAUCGAGUAUCCAAGCAAUGCCAUGAGCAAAAAGCUUUGGGAAAUCCUCGAGGAGCGCUGGAUGAACAAAACCGUCAGCUUCACCUUCGGCUGCAUGGACCCGGUGCAGGUGACGCAGAUGGCAAAGUACCUCGACACGGUCUACGUCUCUGGCUGGCAGUGCUCCGCAACUGCCUCCUCCACCAACGAGCCCGGUCCCGACCUCGCCGACUACCCAAUGGACACCGUCCCCCGCAAAGUCGACCACCUCUUCAAAGCCCAACUCUUCCACGACCGCAAGCAGCGCCAAGCCCGCCUCACCACCUGUCCCCCCUCCGCGCGCAGCUCCGCCGCCCCCAACACCGACUUCCUCCGCCCCAUCAUCGCCGACGCCGACACGGGCCACGGCGGCAUCACCGCGACGAUGAAGCUGACCAAGCUCUUCAUCGAGGCCGGCGCGGCGGGCAUCCACGUCGAGGACCAGGCUGCCGGCACGAAGAAGUGCGGGCACAUGGGCGGGAAAGUCAUGGUGCCGGUGCGCGAGCACGUGAAUCGGCUGGUUGCGUGCCGGGCGCAGGCGGAUGUGAUGGGGACGGAGUUGGUGGUGGUGGGGAGGACGGAUGCGGAGGCUGCGACGCUGAUUACGUCGACGGUUGAUAGGCGGGAUCAUGAGUUUGUGUUGGGGGCGACGAAGGAGGGGUUGGAGCCGUUGGUGGAUGUGUUGCAGGCGGCGGCGGCGGUGGGGAGGGAGGGGGGUGUGGGUGCGGGGGUGGAUCUGGCGGCUGUUGAGGAGCGGUGGUUGGAGGAGGCGGAGUUGAAGAUGUUUCAUGAGGCGGUUGUUGCUGCGAUUCGGGGUGGCUCGUACGCUGACAAGGAUGAGUUGGUUGACCAGUAUCUGCAGUCCGCUAGGGGGAAGUCGAACCAAGAAUGCCGCGCUCUGGCAAAGGGGCUGCUGGGCCAGGACGUCUAUUUUGACUGGGAAGCACCUCGAACGCUAGAAGGGUACUAUCGGUACCAGGGAGGAUGCGAGUGUGCCAUUGCCAGGGCUGUUGAGUUCGCCCCUUAUUCUGAUCUCAUGUGGAUGGAAUCGAGAACGCCCGAGUACACGCAGGCGAAGCAGUUUGCCGAUGGGGUGCAUGCUUUUUGGCCUUCUCAGAAGCUUGCCUACAAUCUUUCUCCUUCGUUCAAUUGGAAGCGGUCCAUGCGUUCAGAGGAGCAAGAGACUUACAUCCACCGGCUGGGGCAGUUAGGCUACUGCUGGCAGUUUGUCACCCUUGCGGGGCUGCACUCCACCGCUUUGAUUACGGAUGAAUUUGCUCGGGAAUUUGCUGCUCGCGGCAUGCGCGCUUAUGGAGAGAUGAUUCAAGAGCCUGAAUUGGAAAGAGGAUGUGAGGUUGUGCGUCACCAGAAAUGGAGUGGGGCUAACUACAUUGAUUCGAUUCUGAAGAUGGUGUCUGGUGGCAUCACCAGCACUGCGGCUAUGGGAAGGGGCGUUACUGAGAUUCAAUUCACGUAG